This is a messenger RNA of Cricetulus griseus (Chinese hamster), 3227 nucleotides long. The record is from RefSeq and is a predicted model, not a curated record. NCBI's taxonomy places the organism in Eukaryota, Metazoa, Chordata, Mammalia, Rodentia, Cricetidae.
GGGCUUUCCUUACUACCUGAAAGUCAACUACUCCUGUAUGGGAAAGGAUGACGAGGAGCUGUCCCGAAAGGGCCACCUGAUGGGGAUGAGACCCGUGGUCCUGAUCAGCUACAAGUACCCAGUCAAUUUCUAUCACUGGAAGAUUGAAAAUCUGCAGAUACAGAUGGAGGCCGCCCCAUUGCGCAGCUCAGGGUUCUGCAUAGCAGAGAUCGUGUGUGCCUUGAACUGGUAUGUACCCAUGCCCAUCAAAAAUGGCAGCGUAGUCAUGAGUGUGGACAUCCGCAGCAAUGGCUUGGGGCCCUACAUUCAUCUAACAAGGUAUUCAAGCCCAGGGCACACUCAGGAAUGCCAACCCCCAGACUCCCAAAGAAAGCAGGGGAGGCAAAAGGGAGGAGCGGGGGAAGGUGGCCAUGAGCUGUGAGGUACCCCUGAGACGGCGUUCCUCACCGGGGCCUGCUUGCAGGUUCUAUAUGAAUAUGAAUGGCUUCUUGAAGAGAGAUGAGAGUGGUAAACUACUCUUCACCAUGGGAUAUGAGACCUUUAUUCUGAAGACUGCACACUUCAAGCGUUCCAAAUCGAGACCCUUGUGGUACACGAUAAACCAUUCACCUGUGUUCAUCCUCGGCGGGAUCGAAGACGAAAAGACCAUCUUGCUCUCAGACACCAGUUUCCAGGACUACUCUCUUGUGGAGCUGAGCAUUGACAGUUGCUGGGUUGGCUCCUACUACUGUCCGAUGCUGGAAUUCUCAGCCACCAUCCAUGAUGCCAUCUCCACCGAGAGCACGCUCUUUAUUCGACAGAACCAGCUCGUCUACUAUUUCACAGGUAGCUGGGUGCGUGUCCUGGCUAGCGAGUGCAUCAAGAGACUGUGCCCUGUAUUCAUCCAUGGCAAUGGCUCUGAGUACAUCCUGGCCCUUACCACUGGCAAGCACGAAGGUUACAUUCACAUCGGGACCAUCACAGGUACCAACUGCUCCAUCAACUGGGCUACAUACAUCACCGAUGAGAAGAUACUGCUAUUGCUGGUGCAGGUCCUGUCCUGGGAUUCAGCUUUGGUCUACAACCUAGUCAGCUUUAAUUUAGAGACCCAGAAUCUGGAAGUUCUCUACGUACUACCAUUGUUUAUCCCAGAAGCUCAGGGUUUGGACUUCCUGGUGUUAGACGGGACAGAGCCCUAUACCACCACUUCUAUGGUACCCAAGGGCUUGUUCUUCAACACAUUCAACAAUAUGCUGUACAUCUGGGGCAAUUUCAUCCUUCAAAGCUACAAUAGGAUUCACUUCAUUUACCUGGCGGACUUCCCAAAGGAGUCCACCAUCAAAUAUAUGGUCAACUCUUACCAAGGAGACAUGGCUUUUGUCACAGAAAAAGAUGAGAUCUGGUACUUUCUGGAAGGUGGCUAUGACGUAUACCAGAUUAUCCCAUCCAAAGGCUGGAGUAUCUACUUUAACCUGCAAAAGAUGCACCAGUCAUCCCUCUUUGCGGAACAAGAGUUCCUGGUCAGCGUCUUCUAUGAAGACGGGCAGCUCUACCAGCUGAUAUAUCUUCUGGAGUCCGGGAAUGAACGUUUGGUCAAGAGGGUGUUGCCUGUGGCUCAGUUGCUGCUGUACAACCAGAACAACCCUGUCACACUGCAGAAGCAUGGGAGCUACAGGAUGCCUUUCUUCACCAACUUCUGCCCUUUCAAGGUGAUGCGUCUCCGUGACCUGCCCAAAAAACAGCAUUUCGCACGUCAGGAGCUCUACCACGCUCCACCACCUCUGGUCUCAGAAUCCCUGGGCUUCCACAAUAAUAAGACACUUGCUGUCUAUCAAGGCCUUGUUUAUUACCUGCUGUGGCUGCACUCCAAUUAUGACAAGCCCUACGCGGACCCCGUGCACGAUCCCACCUGGCGCUGGUGGGAGCAAAAAACGCAGUACAAGGAUUACUACUUCUACCUAUCCAGCAACUGGCUGGCGGCGGAAGGCGUGUACAUCGACAUGAGCAGCUACCAAAAGCUCUACAACAUCUCCAACGACUACGGGCUGCCCGAGACCGUCUUCCUGGACAAGGGCAACGCGUUUAGCUUCACCAUCUUUCUGUCCUCGGAUGAUGACACCUUCAAGCUCAACUCCAACCCCGUCACCGGCUACCAGGUGGAGAAGAAGUUGGCAGUGGCUGUGGCAGUGGCAGAUCCUGACUGCCUUAAGGCGUCUGUGAAACAGGAGGUCCUUCUUAAUCGCAAAGCAGUGCUCUACAGGAUUACAAUCAAGGACAGAAAGGUCUGCUAUGAUCAGGGUCUCAGUGGACAUAACCUCAAGAAGACUUCCAUGAUGGUCAAAGUGUUGGGAUCUUCCGGAAAAUGCUUCCAGACCUCCUACAGUGGGACAAGCAUGCAAGGUCACUUGAUGGUGCCAGUGUUAAUCGGCUGUCCCCCUGGCAAGCGCCUGGCCUUCGAUGUCACCUACACGAUCCUGCACUCCCGGGAGUUAAACAAGCACUAUUUUGACUGUGGGCGGACGAACCCUGAGAUGCCGUGCUUUCUCUUUCGUGACUGUGUGUUCCAUCCCUUCUCCCGAGUUCACUGUCCUCCUGUCCUGGCCAUUUUGUCACCCCUCCCGAGUUCCCUUUGCGUACAACCUUCUGCUCCAACCCCGAGUUCCCCUCCCCUUCCUUCCUGCUCCUCUCUGGACAAAGCUAAUUUCUUUCUCCCCUCCUCUCCUUCGCACCCCACAGUGUUUCAGCCCUUCUUCUUAAUCCAAGACAUGGUGACCGGAGACUCUGGCAGUUUCCUGGGCAGCUACUUACUAAAAGUGGUGGGUGGCGGCCACACGAUUGACACCAUCAGAGACUACACAGAGGAAGAAAUCUACCAUUACAACAGCCCACUGGACAAGACCAAUAGCCUUAUCUGGAAAACAAAGGUGGAAAGGACCACUUUGGACAAGAAGUUCUAUAUCAUGUCCUAUCAGAGCCCGGGAAUUGAGUGGCUUUGUUUAGAGAACUCCCCAUGCCACGAUAUCACCCCUCAGAACAUCUUUGCACCUGAAUUCUUCCUCAAGUUGCUGGUGAGCAACAGAGGAGUCGACACGAGCACAUACUGUGACUACCAGCUCAUCUUUGUGCUGCACAUGCAUGGACUACCGCUCAGCGGCAAGCGGUCACUCUUCAUUGUCAUUGUGUCCAUCAGCCUGCUCGUGGGCCUGGUGGUCUUCUACAUCCUGUUCCUCCUCCUGUGGCCCCACAUC